Prunus dulcis (almond) is the source of this 2407-nucleotide messenger RNA. Its product is annotated as polyamine oxidase 2-like. Gene Ontology annotation, cellular component: peroxisome. Gene Ontology annotation, biological process: polyamine catabolic process. The record is from RefSeq and is a predicted model, not a curated record. The coding region runs from base 489 to 1973 and encodes 494 amino acids. Lineage: Eukaryota; Viridiplantae; Streptophyta; Magnoliopsida; Rosales; Rosaceae. Gene Ontology annotation, molecular function: polyamine oxidase activity. The transcript is spliced from 10 exons.
CUAGACGGUGGAAAUCAAAUUUCGACUCUCCUAUUUGUAUGAAAUUCUGUUUCCAUUUCCAAACCAAAUACUCACCAAAUCCCUAAAUUCUUGUGCAUCCAAAACGCAGCCAAAUCCCGCGUUUCGAUUCCCCGAUCUCUCCAGAGCCGCUGCGAAUUCCGGCGAUUCUGGUGCGUGCUUUUACCGGAGGGAAUUGAAAUCCGAUCGCGGCUGUUUGAAUACAAAGAAACGAGAGUGAAUUUCGAAUCGUCAGGCACAAGAAAGGCGCAUGAGCUGGUUGGGAAAGCUGGGUUUCACAAAGAGGAAAUUGAAUUCCAAUUCUAAUCACUUCAUUACGUGUCUCUUAAUCUUUAUCCUUCAUUAUUCCCCCCAAUUGCCUCUUACUCUGCUUAAAUUCGAGAAGAAAGCCCUCGAUCCAUUAUUAUCAUUAUCCAAUCUUAAUUUUAAUCCCAAUUUUAAUCGUAAUAUCAAUAACGCUUUGAAUCACUAUGGCGUCUGGAGCCAAGAGUAAUCCCCAAUUGCGCAGAGCUGUGUGCUAUUCGAAUGGUGACAAGAAGCAGACAUCAGGCGGAACGACGACGUCCCCAUCUGUAAUAGUGAUAGGUGGUGGUAUGGCUGGAGUUUCAGCUGCACGUGCUCUUCACGAUGCCUCAAUUCAGGUUAUGCUGUUGGAGUCUCGAGACAGACUGGGUGGUCGAGUUUACACCGAUUACUCAUUUGGUUUCCCUAUUGACUUGGGUGCAUCAUGGUUGCACGGAGUAUGCAAAGAGAAUCCAUUGGCACCAUUGAUUGGGAGAUUGGGGUUACCCUUAUACCGCACGAGUGGGGAUAACUCUGUCUUAUAUGACCAUGACUUGGAGAGCUAUGCACUUUUUGAUAUGGAUGGGAAGCAAGUUCCUCAAGAUUUGGUCACCAAAGUUGGUGAAGUGUUUGAGAACCUUUUGAAAGAGACAGAUAAGGUAAGAGAGGAAUUUAGUGAAGACAUGUCCAUCACUCGUGCCUUUUCAAUUGUUUUUGAAAGGAACCCGGAAUUAAGGUUGGAAGGAGUUGCACAUAAGGUUCUGCAGUGGUACUUGUGCAGAAUGGAAGGUUGGUUUGCAGCAGAUGCUGAUACGAUUUCACUUAAAUGCUGGGAUCAGGAAGAACUGCUUCCUGGUGGUCAUGGCCUUAUGGUCAGGGGCUACCUCCCUGUUAUAAACACACUUGCCAAAGGUCUUGACAUCCGUUUGGGCCACAGGGUCACAAAAAUAGCAAGGCAAUAUAAUGGGGUUCAUGUAACAAUAGAAGAUGGGAGUACAUUUGUUGCAGAUGCUGCUGUUGUAGCUGUUCCUCUCGGUGUGCUUAAGGCAAAGAGCAUAUCGUUUGAGCCAAAGCUACCCAACUGGAAGGAAGAAGCCAUUGAUGACCUCGGAGUGGGAAUUGAGAAUAAAAUAGUAUUGCACUUCGAAAAGGUGUUUUGGCCAAAUGUGGAGUUUUUGGGAGUGGUUGCUGAAACAUCUUAUUGCUGCAGCUACUUUCUAAAUCUUCACAAGGCAACUGGUCAUUCUGUACUUGUUUAUAUGCCUGCAGGGCAGCUGGCUAAAGACAUAGAGAAAAUGUCUGAUGAAGAGGCUGCUAACUUUGCUUUUAUGCAACUCAAGAAGAUCCUUCCAGAUGCUUCUUCCCCGAUUCAGUAUCUUGUUUCUCGUUGGGGCAGUGAUGUUAACACGCUUGGGUCAUAUAGCUAUGACAUGGUUGGAAAACCCCAUGAUUUGUACGAGAAGCUAAGGGUCCCAGUGGAUAACCUAUUUUUUGCCGGAGAGGCAACAAGCGCGGACUUCCCAGGCUCUGUGCAUGGUGCAUUCUCUACUGGAAUGAUGGCCGCUGAAGACUGCAGGAUGCGUGUUCUGGAGCGAUAUGGGGAGUUGGAUUUAUUCGAGCCGGUCAUGGGCGAGGAGGCCAUGUCCAUCCCGCUUUUGAUCUCCCGCAUAUAACUUUCAGGCCACACCAUCCUUCAGAUACAUGAAUGCGAGUAUUGAAGAUAUGUUCAGGUUGGAUUGGGCGACAAACAAUAUUUGCCAUUUUGAUUCGGCUGUCUGGGAAAGGUCGUGGAAAAUCACCGUUUUCCCUUGAAUGAAGCAGCCAAGCACUGGUGCAUCUGUUUGUUGUCCUCAUCUGUUUGGGCUUAUCUGUAUUUGCGCAAUCAUUGGACAAUCACUAAAUGAUAUGAAUCUAGUCUAAUAAAUAGCUAGUGGAAUAUUACAAUAAAUUGUCAUAUUAGAGGUCAAUAUAUCUAGUAUUUAAUUGGUGGGGAGGACGUUACAAUUUGUCAUGUUCAAAUCAAUGUGGGUUUUCUCUCUCUUCUGCAUCUUAUCUUAUGCAUGCUUGUCUGUCCGUUACCCAUAAUUAGAAAGGAAACUUUCUUCAA